ACCUUACAUCUAUGAAUUCGGGGCAAUUGUUUCGUCAAGCCAUAGCGAAACAAUUAGCUCAAAAAACCUCAUGUUCAGAAACUUUAGCUUUACGACUACUGGGUACCCCUAAAGCAACCAAACGACAACAAUUCGGAAUACCUAUACCAAAACUUUUACCACAAGCAAAGAACCCUACUCAAAUAUGUCAAGAUAUUGCUCAAAGGUUUGAACCUGAUUCAUGGAUUGAAAAAGCAACCGCAAAAGGACCUUUCUUACAGUUUGACCUAUCUUUACCUAAAUAUAUUCGACAUACUUUGAACCAAGUUUAUCAACAAGGUGACACUUAUGGAAUACAACUUUCACCAAAGAAUCCAAAGACGAUACUUGUCGAUUAUAGCUCUCCCAAUAUUGCCAAGCCUUUCCAUGCAGGUCAUCUACGCAGUACAAUUUUGGGUAACUUUAUCAAACGUUCUCAUGAGGCAAUGGGACACCGUGUUAUUGGGAUUAACUAUCUUGGUGAUUGGGGAAAACAAUAUGGUCUUCUCGCUGUAGGAUAUGAAAAAUAUGGUGAUGAAAAAGAAUUACUCAAGGAUCCAAUCCAGCACCUUUACAAUGUUUAUGUGGCUAUCAACAAGGAUGCAAUGGAAAAUAUGGACGUUGAUCAAAAAGCAAACGAUUAUUUCAAGCGAAUGGAACAAGGCUCUCAACGUGAACUUUCACAAUGGCAACGUUUUCGGGAUAUCAGUAUCGAAUUUUACCGCACCAUUUAUCAACGACUAAAUAUCGAAUUUGAUCAAUAUUCUGGUGAAUCACAAACUGAAGGAUAUAUCAAUCAAGUGUACGAUUUACUAGAGAAAAAGAAAUUAUUGACAGAAACAGAUGAUGGUGGUAUUUGUGUGGAUCUAGAACAUUACAGCUUAGGCAAACCUAUCAUUAGGCGAUCAGAUGGUACUACAUUAUAUAUGACCCGUGAUUUGGCCAGUUUAUUGAUGCGCUCUGAACUUUAUUCCUUUGAUAAGGCGAUCUAUGUGGUUGGAACAGAACAAUCAUUAUAUCUACAACAACUUUUCAAAAUAUGGGAUCUUAUGAAGAAUGGUGUCGAUCAACAACAAGAAUUAUGUCAUGCUAAUUUUGGUCGUAUUCAAGGUAUGUCUACACGUAAAGGAACAGUCGUCUUUCUUCAAGAUAUUUUGGAUACUGCUAAAGAAAAGAUGAUGGAAAAUAUGCAACAAAGUGACAACAAGUAUAUAGAAUUGAUGACAGAUGGAAUACAAAUGGAAGAUAAAUCAUCAACAAUGGUUUUGAAAGGACAGGCAGCAGUAGAUUAUGUAGCUGAUCGAUUAGGAACAUCUGCUGUGAUUAUACAAGAUAUGGUGGCCAAACGAAUUAAAAAUUAUACAUUUUCAUGGGAUCGAAUGACGGCCGCACGAGGUUAUACCGGUGUCUACCUACAGUUUACAUAUGCAAGACUCUGUGGCAUUGAAAGGAAAUCUCAAGUGGCUAUCAAAUCUGAUUGUGAUACUUCUCUUCUGUUAGAAUCAGAUUGUGCUAUAGAUCUUGUUUUGACAAUAUCACAGUAUCCAGAUAUUGUUCAUCAAUCCUGUCUAUCAAUGGAACCCUCUACCCUGGUGCAAUAUCUUUUCAAAUUGUGUCAUAGUAUUAGUCAAUCAACUGCUAAUCUACGGGUCAAGGAUGUGAAUGACAUGAAAUUAGCUGAAGCAAGGAUGCUCUUAUUUUGGUCAGCAAAGGUAACUCUAGCAAAUGGGUUAAGAAUCUUGGGAAUGAAUCCACUUGAACGUAUCUAGGUUGUAGAGCAUGAAUGAAGUUUUGGGAAAAUCUAAUUUGGUCUCCGCUGCGG
Messenger RNA from Halteromyces radiatus, 1840 nucleotides. Its product is annotated as arginyl-tRNA synthetase. The coding region runs from base 12 to 1787 and encodes 591 amino acids. Gene Ontology annotation, molecular function: arginine-tRNA ligase activity; ATP binding. Gene Ontology annotation, cellular component: cytoplasm; mitochondrion. The record is from RefSeq and is a predicted model, not a curated record. Lineage: Eukaryota; Fungi; Mucoromycota; Mucoromycetes; Mucorales; Cunninghamellaceae. Gene Ontology annotation, biological process: arginyl-tRNA aminoacylation; mitochondrial translation. The transcript is spliced from 3 exons.